Athalia rosae (coleseed sawfly) is the source of this 2388-nucleotide messenger RNA. It is a transcript of the gene Snmp1, whose product is annotated as sensory neuron membrane protein 1. Bases 116 to 1714 code for a protein of 532 amino acids. Gene Ontology annotation, molecular function: scavenger receptor activity. The record is from RefSeq and is a predicted model, not a curated record. NCBI's taxonomy places the organism in Eukaryota, Metazoa, Arthropoda, Insecta, Hymenoptera, Athaliidae. The transcript is spliced from 8 exons. Gene Ontology annotation, cellular component: membrane; cytoplasm.
CAUGUCAUAGUAUAUAGUAAACACGUGUACAAUAUUAUGUGAUCAAUUUUCGUAUAUUUCGUCACGCCGAAAUCACAAAUUAUAUAUAUAUAUUUAUAAGACACAGUAGCGAAACAUGGAGUUGCCGAAAAAACUUGGAAUCGGUGGGGGAGUUUUGUGCUUUUUGGGAAUUAUCAUCGGAUGGCUAGCUUUCCCAAAAUUAUUGAAAUCUCAGAUCAAUGGGGCGAUAGCGUUGAAAAGUGGUGUGGAGAUGCGCGACAUGUGGUCGAAACUUCCGUUCCCUUUGGAGUUCAAGAUUUAUCUCUUCAACGUGACGAAUCCGGCGGAUAUAGCGAACGGGGAGAAACCUAUAGUCGAGGAAAUCGGUCCAUAUUUUUACGACGAGUGGAAGGAGAAGGUCAAUCUGGUCGACAGGGAUGAGGACGACACCGUCGAAUACAAUCAGAGGAUAACUUGGCACUUCAAUGCCUCGAGGAGUAACGGACUCACCGGUGACGAAGAAUUGGUCUUUCCUCAUCUCGCCAUUCUCGGAAUGAUGAUGAUUACCGUCAGCGAAAAACCAACUAUGGUCGGGGUGGCUGCCAAGGCUGUCGACAGCAUAUACAAAAAACCGAGUUCCGUCUUCGUCAGGGCGACCGCCAAGGAGAUAAUGUUCGACGGUUUGCCGGUCGAUUGUUCGGUGAAAGAUUUCGCCGGAUCGGCUGUCUGCGCGCUGCUCAAAGCCCAGGGUAAAGAUCUGGUCCCCCUGGGGGACGACAAGUACAAGUUCUCCAUCUUCGGACACAAAAACGGGACGAUCAGCGCCGAAAAAAUGCGGGUCUACAGGGGGUACAAGAAUCCCAAGGACGUCGGACGGGUUUUGGAAUGGAAGAACGAGUCCGCCUUAACGAUAUGGGCUGGCGACGAGUGCAACGCUUUCAACGGUACCGACUCAACGAUAUUCCACCCGUUCCUCUACCAGGACGAGGACGUCGUAUCCUUCUCGAGCGAUAUUUGCAGGAGCUUGAGCGCCAGGUUCCAGCAUCCUACCGAAGUGCAAGGAAUCCGCACGAACCGCUACUCCGCCGAUUUCGGUGACCAGAGUUCCGUUCCGGAAGAGAAAUGUUUCUGCCCGACGCCUGAGACAUGCCUGAAAAAAGGCGCGAUGGAUCUUUACAAAUGCGUGGGAACCCCGGUGGUCGCCACUCUGCCCCAUUUUUACCUGGCGGAUCCUUCGUACCUGGAAACCGUUUCCGGUUUACAUCCGGUCAAGGAGGACCACGAAAUUUCCAUAGAUUUCGAACCGAUGACCGGGACCCCCCUGAUCGCUAGGAAACGUCUUCAGUUCAACAUGUUCAUUAUGCCGAUCGAGAAGUUCAAGUUGAUGAAGAACUUUCCGAACGCUCUUCUGCCCCUAUUUUGGGUCGAGGAGGGAGUGGAGCUGGGCGACGACAUAAUAAAGAAGUUGAAAGGCGCGUUCAAAUUGAUCACCAUCGUGACGUGCGUCAAAUGGACGAUGGUUUUUCUGGGCCUCGGUUUGGGAAGCGCGGCUGGAUUUUUGGAGUACAAACGUCGUCAGCUCACGGACAAGUUGGAGGUGACGCCGAUACCGGCCGGUGGAACGAUUCGGACGACGAUCAGCGCGGGUAAAAAUGGCGACGAAAAAAAAUGGCCGCCGAAUAUAUCCACCCUGCAGGCGGCCGCGGUACCCGCGACCCUUGACGGAAGUUUUUAAACAUUAAACUAAGAUAUGCAUGUAUUAUAAGUAACAAUAAACUUGGAGAAAAGAAUGGAAUAAUACGGAAAAAUUUGAGUUUUUAAAGAAAAAUCGAAAUUCUCGGUAACGCUCGCCUUAUUACAUUUUACGUAUGUGUAUACAUAUAAUCAAUGUAUAUACAACGAAUGAACAUGUAUACGUGCAAUGCAUAUGAAAUAUCAUGUUACAUAAAUCGUCCCACGCGAGCUCUGGUUAAAAAUUAUUUAUUUUUUAUUUCUUACUUUUUUUUUUGUUUUUCUUUGUAAAUAAUUAACAGGAUAUAAAAUAUAUUUAGAUGAGUUUAAUGAAAUGUAUAAUUACACGUCGUGAUAUAUAAAGUUAUAUAUAUUAUAUGUUACAUAUAAAUAUUUUUAUUUCUUUAUUCAUAUAAUUAUAUAUAUAUAUAUAUAUAUAUAAAAAUUAAUGUUAUGAGUUUGUUUGUUUAUUUUUUCUCUAUUUUCUUUUGCUAAUAUUUAUCGUUACUACGAAUAUAUUUUAGUAUAUACAUACAAUGUAGUACAGUGUAACGAUAAUUUCUCUCGAUAUUUUAAUGGAAAAAUUGGUUUUCUAAUCGUCUCUCGCCAUACCGCAGUUCACGCAUAUAUAUACUAUAAUACAUACCUAUGUACCUAAUACACGAACAGUUGCAACAA